UGGUGUACGUUUCGUUUUUACACAUUCAGGCGCGCGUCAACAGCGGUUCGACUCGCUUCGUUCAUUCGUCAGUUAAUUAACCAAUGCAUAUGAAAAUUCAGUGCGGCUUCGCAUUUUCUACGCGUUUAUUUGUGUGAAACUUAAUUAAAAGUUGAUAAAAGUAUUUUAGCUGUACUUUUUCAAGAAAAUGUUGCAUGUGAAAUGCGAAAUCGAAUUUAUGUUUUAAGAAAAACAUAUGAAAAAUGAUAUUUGAAGCGCCUGCUUAUAGUGUUGAAGGCUUAGCAGACCAAUAUUUAGAAUUCGGUGUCCCAACAAUGAAAGUGGAAAACUUAAUUUCAGUGGCAGAUUGGAAUGUUUGAUGGAAUUUUAAAACAAAUAAUCAAAAAAUUAGCAACAUUACAACAAAUACUUAACAUGAAUAAUGUGCAUUUUCUAUGCUGAUUCAUCAAUAAAUUCGUUUAGAACUGCAGUAAACAGCUGACAAAAUAGUCGUUUUAGUGAAAAAAUCAAACCGUUUGAAAACUAUCUUUACAACUGUGGCAUUGAGCAGUGUUCAAAAACCACUCAAAGCGCAAAAAAAAGUGCUUUUGUUUUUAAAAAUACACACAAAAUAAUAAUAACAAUUGUCAACAAGUCUAGACGUAUUCAUAUACUUCGUAGCAUGAAAUUGAAAAAAAAAGUUGAAAAUAUUUUUAUAAAAAAAUAAUGAAAAUAUUUUAAUUAAAAAAAAUAAAAGUAAGUUUGUGAAAAAAUUUAAAAACCGCUAAAAGUUAGUGUCGUUACAACUACAAAAACAACAAUAUAAAAUUAUUUUUAAAUGUUUAACUAAAAGUGUUAGUCAAAUAGGGCGUCUACACUAAAAAAAAUAAAAUUUUAAUAACAAAAGUGUAUACAAAAUUGAGUGUUUACUAAAGGUGCAGUGAGAAUAAAUUUGCUAACAGUUAUCAGCAAAACGCUUAGCGCUUUCAUUGCUUUUGCAACGCCCAACAACUAAAUACAAGUUACAAAUAUUGUGUCAAGUGAAAAUUUUUAUAAAGGAUAUUUUGCACGAUGGAGUACGCGGCACACACAUAAAAAUCGAUAUGCUUUCUGCCUACGGAUAGCCUAGCAUUAAGUGUCAUACUUCCUCCGUUCAUACCAUUAUGCGGCGGUGAAGUAAAAUUGAUUUUAACAAGCAUUCAAAAAUAAUAAAUCGAUACGAAAUUCGUGCGCAUCAAUCACAUAACAGACGUUAAGUCACGCAAACGCUUUCGCAGCGACAUCGACAGUGACAAUAACAAUAACAACUGUCCUUCCAUUUCUACGCUACGACGCUAGACUACCACCGACACAUCACAUCAGUCAUGGCGUACGCAUUUACUGCAACCGCAACAACUACCACUACCAGUCGAGCAGCACACUCACCUGUGGCGCCUGGCACGACGCGUAUGGCGUCACUCAAACCGCUGCGUAGCUUACAGCAAUUGCUGCUGCCAUUCAAAAUCAUCGCCAUCAUCAGCAUUGUGUCGUCAGCGUCGCCGCUGUCGUUGAUCAGCAUGACGCAGGCUAAACACCUGUCAGCGGAUGUUGGUGUUAGUAGCGCUGUAGCGGCGCUUGACGACGCCGCUUAUGCCGCUUCUGUGCCGUCGGUCGCCUCCUCCUCAUCCUAUUAUGGCGCUUAUCAGUUUCAACGUUUCGCAAUGGAACCGCAAGAUCAAACGGCUGUGGUGGGUGCACGUGUAACGCUACCGUGUCGCGUCAUCAACAAACAGGGUGUGCUGCAGUGGACCAAAGAUGAUUUCGGUUUGGGUACGUCACGUGAUUUGGGCGGUUUUGAACGUUACUCAAUGAUUGGUAGCGAUGAGGAGGGCGAUUACUCAUUGGAUAUUUAUCCGGUGAUGCUGGACGACGAUGCACGCUAUCAGUGCCAAGUGAGUCCGGGACCAGAGGGUCAGCCGGCUAUACGGUCGACUUUUGCCACGAUAACAGUGUUGGUGCCACCCGAAGCGCCAAAGAUUACGCAAGGUGAAGUGAUUUACACGACCGAGGAUCGUAAGGUGGACAUUGAGUGCGUGUCGGUGGGUGGCAAACCGGCUUCAGAGAUAACGUGGAUUGAUGGACUCGGCAACGUUAUAACGAGCGACAUUGACUACACCACGCUGCAAAUGCCGGAUGAGCGCCGCUUCACCGCCCAAUCGACGUUGCGGUUGACACCGAAAAAGGAGCAUCACAAUACGACAUUCACUUGUCAGGCGCAAAAUACGGCGGAUCGCACAUAUCGCUCGGCGCGUAUACGUGUGGAGGUAAAAUACGCACCGAAAGUUAAAGUGAACAUAAUUGGCGGCGCGUUGGAGGAUGGACGUAUACCGGAGUUUGCACAGGUGCGAUUAGAGUGCAAAGCGGAUGCCAAUCCCAGUGAUCUGCGCUAUCGCUGGUUCAUCAACGAUGAACCAAUUGUUGGUGGACAAAAAACCGAGAUGGUUAUUCGAAAUGUCACGAGAAAAUUUCAUGAUGCCAUUGUCAAGUGCGAAGUGCAAAACUCAGUGGGCAAGAGUGAAGAUAGCGAGACGCUGGAUAUCAGUUAUGCACCCAGCUUUCGUCAGCGUCCGCAAUCGAUCGAAGCCGACAUUGGCACUUUGGUGUCUUUGGGCUGUGAAGUGGACGGCAAUCCGACGCCAGAUAUUGUAUGGAUACAGCAUCCAAGCGAUAGGGUCGUUGGCAUCAAUUCCAAUCUCACCUUUACCGUUAGCAAUGAAACAGCUGGCCGCUACUAUUGCAAAGCCAAUGUGCCUGGCUACAAAGAAAUCAGCACCGAUGCGUAUGUUUACCUGAAGGGUUCGCCCACCAUUUACUCGCCGCCAUAUCAAUUCGGUUGGGUGGGUGAUACGGCGCGCCUUGAAUGUUCCGCAACAUCGGUGCCACGUGCGCGUCACGUCUCGUGGACAUUUAAUGGACAUGAAAUCAGCGCUGAAUACGGACACGACUACUCGAUACUGGUGGAUCCGGUGCCGGGUGGCGUUAAAUCGACUCUGAUCAUUCGUGACAGUCAGGCGUAUCAUUAUGGCAAAUACAAUUGCACAGUGGUGAACGAUUAUGGCAACGAUGUGUUGGAAAUCAAUUUGCAAGCACAAAAAACCAUCUCGCCCAUGAUGAUCAUCAUUGGUGGCACCUCCGUGGUCGGCUGUGCUAUGGUGCUCAUCAUUAUCAUUAUAAUCUAUUUCAAGUGUAAGAAGCGCACCAAACUACCACCGGCCGAUGUGAUAAGCGAACAUCAGAUAAGUAAGAAUGGCGGUGUAGCUUGUAAAAUGGAAGCCGGCGAUCGCACCUCCAAUUACAGUGAUCUGAAAGUGGACAUAUCCGGCGGCUAUGUACCCUAUGGCGACUAUUCAACACACUAUAGCCCGCCACCACAAUAUCUCACCACUUGCUCCACCAAAUCGAAUGGCAGUUCGACAAUAUUACAAAAUAAUCAUCAUAAUCAUUUGCAACAACAACAUAUGCAACAAACACUACAACAUCAUCAACAAACACCACCACCACAAACUGUGCCAAUGACCUUCCUCUCGAACGGCAGUGCGAGCGGCAGCCUGACGAGUAGUAUUGUCGGUUCGCGCGAAAUACGCCAAGACAACGGUCUACCGAGUUUGCAAUCCACCACAGCGUCUGUGGUGAGCUCCUCGCCGAAUGGCAGCUGUAGUAAUCAGAGCACCGCGACGCAUGUCAUCUCCAGUUCGGUGGCGAUGAGUGUGGAUCCACGUUAUAGCGCCAUUUACGGUAAUCCUUAUUUGAGAUCGUCAAAUUCAUCGCUGCUGCCACCACCAACAGCGGUUUAGAGCGUCUAUCUGAGCGCCUUAGAGAGUCAAUAUAAGUUGUGUGUAGGUACAUACAUACAUAUGUAUGUAUAUGAAGUGAACAUAAUAUUUCAUAUGGUAAAUAGUCCCGUUAGAAAUGAAAGACUGAUCUCAAAAUCAUUAAAAACCGUUAGAAUGGCUAGCAAUGUGGACAUAGGGUAAGUAAGUGUUAUGUUUCUAUAUAAUCUAAGCUGUUGUCAUAAUUUAGUUUGUUUUGGAAAUUUUUUAUAAAUUAUUACGCUUCAAAGUCAAAUAUUGCAGAGUUCUCGAAUAAUAUUUUAUUUCAUAUUUAUUUACUCAAAGCUUUUCAGGCAAUGCCAAUGUUGCUUCUUAAACUUCUGCUUUUGAAUUUCAUUUGAUGUACUGGCAAAUUUCGCACACAAUUUCACAAAUAAAAGUGUCUUAUGUCUUUUUAGAAAUAAACUCCACACUCACAUAACUCCAUCCAGAUUAAAAUAUCAGCAACUGAAUUGCUAUGCUGACAUUAGCAGUGGUUGCUAAGCUUGCAAUUUCAUUGUGUGUGGCAUAAAUUAUGAAUGUGCGAUGGAGAGCGUAUUUAUAUAGUUUACUGAGUAAAUGAAAAAUGUGCGAAAAAGUGUGCGAAACGGUAUGUGUUUUCAAGUUUAAGGUGAAGGUUGCGAAAAUUACCGUAAGUAGCUCAGAAAGGCCAGAUGUGUAAUAUUUUGUGGCAAGGAAAGGUCUUAGGUGGGCUUUUACUCCAACAAAGCGAAAACUUUUCCGCUUACGAAAGCAGUUAGAAAAGUACCGUGAAAGUAAUAACGCAAGUUUUGCAAUGUUAGCAACUGUAAUGAGCAUAGGCUAUGCUCUUAAUUUUUUCCCUGAGACUUUAAGCAAAAAUGUUUGGGGAAAAUAUAAUAUAAUGUAUAUUAUUAUUAGGGGACAUGUUAGUAAGCAUGAGAUAAAGUUGAGACCAAAGCUGAAAUGUUUUCUUAGAUGCAAGAGUAUUCAAUAUUGCAUAAUAUCUGCCAAGUCUUAAUAUAACUUAAGGGAUCGUCUCAGUGUGACCCUCCGAAAGAUAACUGAUUUUCGCAAUUUUUUUUUUGAUGUUGUGAUAAACUAAUCGGUCCGGUUUUUUUUCUAGAAAUAAAUACAUUCAUGCCAAAUACAAAUGAUUAUUACUUAUUUGGUGUUUAAUAGUUAAAUAAAUUGUUGAAAUCACACUUAAAAAACAGGUCCUGCACGAUGUCCACGAUUUCGGCUGCAAUUUUGAUUUAAAACAAAAAUUUCAAAAAUCGCCCUAUGAAGACUUUUUUUUUUAAUUUUACAAAAUGGCGGCGGUUCGAACAAAAAGCAUCGAAUUUGUCCUUUUUCGACAGUUUUUCAUAGAAAAAAAUAAGAAGAUUUAAAAAAUUUAUUCUCUCCAAAUUUGAACUAAAUUUGAGAGUGGAAAUCGUGUUGAAAAACACCAUUCUGAGAAAAACGCUUUUAAAUAUUAGCAUAUUUUCUAAAAACUCUUUAUAUAAAUUUAUGGCGAUAUUGUAGUUGAGAAGCUUGAAUUUCGAAUAAUUUUACAAUUUUUUUUUUAUAUUUUUAUUAAAUUAUGCAUUCUUUAAGUAAAGUCCGCGACAUACUACAUAGAGCUAACAGGUCAAUUGAAAAGUCCCCAGUCUACUACAUAUUUUUUUGGCAAAAUUCGUUUUUUUUUUCUUUUCAACAUAAUUUUCUCUUCUUCUUCAGUACGAUUUAUUCUUUGCUUCAAAAUAUGCCCUCAAUUUCGUCGAUCACCGUUUCACUCCAAGCAAAUUUCGUCUCUGCGAGCAUUAUGUAUAAAAAAAGUUAAUUUUCAAUAUGGACUUCAUUUUUGUGUUGAACUUGAUUAGUCUGAUUGCACUGAGCGCCUAUUCUUUAAAUGGCUGUAACUCACAAAUAGUUUGAAACAUCGACUUGAAAAUUUAGUAUGUUAUUUAUAAAGAUAUAAAUUAUCAAAAUAUGAAAAGAAACGAAAAUCGAAUUUUUCAAAAUUUCAGAAAAAAUUCGAAAAUCGAUUUUUUCAAAACUUUCGAAAAAAUUCGAAAAUCAAUUCCUUCAAAAUUUCACAACCUUAAGAUCAUUGCAACUUCUGAUUAUUGAAAAAAUUCGAAGAUAUUACAAAUGAUAUGAGCAAAAUUUUGAAAUGCCUCUUAGAGCAGUUUAACGCUUUUGAGACAGCCAAGUUGUUUUCCACAAUGCCCUUCAACUCAUUGAGAGGUACUAACAAACACUGCCAAAAUAUAUAAACCUUGCUUUGUAUAUUUGGAUUGCUGACGAACAUGCUUCAAUCGCGCAAGUGAACAAGUCUCUUAUAACACAUACCUACAUAUCGUCACCUAAAAUGCAAAACCACGUAUCUUCAAAAAAAUUGGAAUUUAAGUUUUUUAUUGCUUACAAUUCACUACAUCACAUAACAUACCCAAAUGCAUGUAGCAUAAAUAUUUUCAGAUAUAACCGAUAUAUAACCAUUUUAUAACCAAAACUCAAUUUUUUUCAAUAUUAGUGGUUGCUAUUAUAUCGUUUUUCCUUCUGCUGUAAACUUAUGAAAAAUUAUGUUACGUUAUUUUGCAUUUUGAUGAUGUAUACAUAAGUAUAUAUUCAUAUGUAUGCAGCUGGUUGUAGAAGCCUUUACAAUUAUUAUUACUUUCUUUCAUAUUUGUUCACAAGAAAAUUCAAGUGGAAAAAUCCAAAUAUCUUUGGAUCUUUCGACAAAAUAUGUUAUGAAAAGUUGAUGCUCUUCAGCUUGGAUGACUGCAUUUUGCAGGUAAAUGAAUAUGAAAUUAAUAUCCUUUUAACCCGAGAACUUUGAAAUAUUUACGAUAAAAAGAGAGCAAGCAAACAGACUACUCAUGAGUAAGUACAGAUUUUGUAAUAUUUUAAAAAUUCGAAAUGAACUAAAUACUACAACAGCUUACAUAGUUGUGUAGGCACAAGGAAGCGAAGCAUAUACACACAUGCAUAUGUAUGCAUUUAGAUUAGAUGAUUAAUAUUUAUUGAAAUUCGUAAAAUACCAAACCAAAAAGUCCGCAAGACCAAUGCUAAAAUAUCCAUACAAACAAACAUGCUUGCCUACAAGCAAACAAAAAUAUGUAAGCAUUUAGGUAAAUAAAAAAAAAAACAACAACAAAAACAAAAAAUUAUGGAAACAAAUUCAAGUAUGUAUUCUCUUUACUUUAUAAAAACUAGCACGAAAGGCAAAUGCACUCAGAAGUAACAUACAUAUGUAUGCAUGUUUGUAAUAAGCAUAAUCAGCAAAACAAAAAAAAGCAAUAAAUAAAAAUAAAAUUGAAAAAACUCUACCGAAAGCCUACCAUAAACCUAGUACUGAAUAUUGCUAUUUAAUACAACAACAAACAGCUGGUAGCGAGCGUCCUAAUAAAUAUUUCUAAAACUACGUGCAUACCUAAAAACCUACAAAACAGCAUUUAUUAAAACAGUGGUUAGGAAAGCAACUACAAAUAUUACUCGUUGAAAGAAAAAAACAUCCAAAUAUACAUACAUAUAUACACACACGUUUAAUAUGUGCUACUUCAAAUUGUCCAAAUUUUUGCUGAUAACUACAAAAGUACUCUUCACUCAUAGCAUAAGGCAGAAUAUUUAUACGAAAUUAAAAAUAAUAAUAAUAAAUAAUAAAA
This is a messenger RNA of Bactrocera neohumeralis, 7456 nucleotides long. It is a transcript of the gene rst, whose product is annotated as irregular chiasm C-roughest protein. Lineage: Eukaryota; Metazoa; Arthropoda; Insecta; Diptera; Tephritidae. Gene Ontology annotation, molecular function: cell adhesion molecule binding. Bases 1344 to 3812 code for a protein of 822 amino acids. Gene Ontology annotation, biological process: cell-cell adhesion. The record is from RefSeq and is a predicted model, not a curated record. The transcript has 9 exons. Gene Ontology annotation, cellular component: cell-cell junction.